Empidonax traillii (willow flycatcher) is the source of this 1571-nucleotide messenger RNA. RefSeq names its product cadherin-like and PC-esterase domain-containing protein 1. The record is from RefSeq and is a predicted model, not a curated record. Lineage: Eukaryota; Metazoa; Chordata; Aves; Passeriformes; Tyrannidae. The transcript is spliced from 7 exons. The annotation marks the transcript as partial.
GACUGUGGUUCCAAAAUUCACCCAGAGGAGUCCUGUGGCUUGCAGCCUCUGUCUCACGAAUACCUCUCGGCAAUUUCACAGACGGUGUUUAAGACCUGUGAAGCUGGAGACGCAAAAGGGCAGUGGAUUGUCCCUUGCCUCAGCUGCUCUGACAACAGGACCUGUGACUGGAGAGAAAUAACGUGGCAGCCCCAUGGCUGCCGACACUCUGUGCUAGCCAAGCCCGAGCUCCAGCGCUGUGUGGAGGGCAGAAGGAUUCUUUUUAUAGGUGACUCAACUAACAGAGGGAUGAUGUACUAUCUAAUAGAAAGAGUGAAUAAAACUCUUCAGGAAUGGCAAAAGACUCAUGAUGUUAAAUGUUAUCAUAAUAUCAAUGAGGGGAAAACAUUUAUCAGUUACUCCUACUACCCCCAGUUCUGGAUGAAUGCAAACCGGAGACCAACUUUUGAAAAAGCACUGGAACAGCUGCUGCGGAGAUCACGUCCCCUGGAGAACACAGACCAGACUGUAUUAAUUGUAGGUGGUGUUCAGUGGCUUAAUUCCAAUCACCUGCAAAUUAUCCAAAAGGUGUUGAGCAGGGAAAAUCUAUCAAAUAUCCUGGUAAUUAUCAAAUCCAUAGGGAUGGGCUUUCACCUCCCAGUGGAUGGAAUACAUUCUCUAUCACAGGCACAAAUACAAAACCUGUGGAAUGAAAACUUGAUUAUUCUGGAUACAGCAAAAAAAUUGGGCUAUGAAGUGGUAGACACCUUUGUCAUCACCAUGGGACGUUACAAGGAAUUCCUACAAGGGAAGUGCGGUUGUCAUUUCCAUGAGGUGGUGAAAUCCAAUCCCUCUGAAGAACGGCCACACAUAACAAUGACGUUAUCAAGACACUAUACACUGGGGAAGUAUUUCAGCAGUCAAAGCAAACUAUCACAACUGCAGGACUAUGCAACAAAUUCUCAGUCCCCAUAUCAUGUCCGAGGUCCAAUAAAUCAAGUAUAUUCUGAAAUCCUUCUCAGCAGGCUCUGUGCAAGUAAGAGGGAGCUUGUCAGCACAUAGCCUCUCUUGGAUGUAGUGCUGGCACUAGAGAAGUACCACUACAUGAGUGACAAUUGAAGGAUCAUGGAGAAUUUUGACAUGCUUCCUUGAUUGACUGAACAAACACAAACAGUUUGGGAUGUGAUAUUUUUUCAAAAACAUUAUGAAACUAAGAUAUGCCCUAGUGACUCUGUUGUGUCAAAACUGAAGGUGGAGAAAAGAGAGGAAGUUACUUGAACUGUUGCCAAAGACUAGAACAGCUGUAGCUCAAGCAACUGUGUAUUAAUGAUAGUAAAGUGAGAGAAAUAUAUUUACUUGAACAUUUGGAAAGGACUGCUUCAGUUCUUCAGCACUAUAUAGUUUUCUAUUUAUAGAGACACUGUAAUAUUUGAAUGUAUUUAGAAACUGACAACAUUCCAUUUUAAAGAGUUUUAUUUUUAUGUGGAUAGAUUUCCCUUGAAUAUCAAACAUUUUCUAUUUAGCCACAUACAAUUCAAAAUGUCUGUAGCAUUUUACUGAUGAUGCCAAGUUUGAACUCUAGUGGUUUUAGU